AUCUUCGGGGCUGGCCCUGGCAGCUCCUUCCUCAGCAGUGGCCGCCGUGGCCGCGCCGGCAGAAGGAGGGGCCAUCACCCGGGCUGCGAGCUAGCAGGCGCCGCUCCCACUCCCGCCGCCGGCCCGCGGCCCCCCGGCCCCGGCCGACGCGUCAGGGCCGCUUGCAGGUUGUGGGUGCUACAUGUGUGCUUUCAGAGCUGUAGUGUGAGGAAGCUUGAAGUGGGAUGGCAGGACGCCUUCAUCCUUAUGACAGUAACUCCAGUGAUCCAGAGAAUUGGGAUCGGAAAUUGCAUAAUAGACCUCGUAAACUGUAUAAACACUCAAGUACUCCAUCUCGUGUUGCUAAAGGAGGAGCAGACCACACCAAAAUGAGUUUACAUGGUGCUAGUGGUGGACAUGAGAGAUCCAGAGAUAGACGACGGUCAAGCGACAGAUCCCGUGACUCAUCCCAUGAAAGAGCAGAGUCACAACUCACUCCAUGUAUUAGAAAUGUUACUUCUCCCACUCGACAGCAUCACAUUGAACGAGAAAAAGAUCAUAGUUCUUCCCGCCCAAGUAGUCCUCGUCCUCAAAAAGCAUCCCCCAAUGGUUCCAGUAGCAGUGUUGGGAACAACAGCAGAAACAGUAGUCAGUCAAAUUCAGAUGGUGGUUGUAAGACUUCCGGGGAAAUGAUAUUCGUGUAUGAGAAUGCAAAGGAGGGAGCUCGGAGUAUAAGAACAUCAGAACGAGUAACAUUAAUUGUGGAUAAUACUAGAUUUGUUGUAGAUCCAUCUAUUUUUACUGCACAGCCAAAUACAAUGUUGGGCAGGAUGUUUGGAUCUGGAAGAGAACACAACUUCACACGUCCUAAUGAGAAAGGAGAGUAUGAAGUAGCAGAGGGAAUUGGUUCUACUGUAUUUCGAGCUAUUUUGGAUUACUACAAGACAGGAAUAAUCCGUUGUCCUGAUGGCAUAUCUAUUCCUGAACUAAGAGAAGCGUGUGACUAUCUUUGUAUCUCUUUUGAAUAUAGUACUAUAAAAUGUAGAGAUCUCAGUGCCCUCAUGCAUGAAUUAUCAAAUGAUGGUGCUCGUAGACAAUUUGAGUUUUAUUUAGAGGAAAUGAUCCUCCCUCUGAUGGUGGCCAGUGCCCAUAGUGGUGAAAGAGAGUGUCAUAUAGUGGUACUCACAGAUGAUGAUGUGGUUGAUUGGGAUGAAGAAUACCCACCACAGAUGGGCGAAGAAUAUUCACAGAUUAUUUAUAGCACAAAGUUGUAUAGAUUUUUCAAAUACAUUGAAAAUAGAGAUGUGGCCAAAUCUGUUUUGAAGGAACGAGGUCUUAAGAAAAUUCGAUUGGGUAUAGAAGGGUAUCCCACUUACAAAGAGAAAGUCAAGAAGAGGCCUGGUGGGCGCCCAGAAGUAAUCUACAACUAUGUCCAAAGACCAUUUAUUCGCAUGUCCUGGGAGAAGGAGGAAGGAAAAAGUCGGCAUGUGGACUUCCAAUGUGUGAAAAGUAAGUCUAUCACAAACCUAGCAGCAGCUGCCGCAGACAUUCCCCAGGACCAGCUGGUGGUCAUGCAUCCAACACCCCAAGUGGAUGAGCUGGAUAUCCUACCUAUUCCUCCUCCUCCUGGCAGCAAUGAGAUGGAUCCUGAGGGACAGAGUCCAAUGCUGUGAUGGAGGCAGCCCGUCUCACAAAUGCUAGCAUGCUCCUCUCACCAGUGAUGCUGCCCUUAUCCUUCGGCAUUGCAGUGCCACUGUUCUUCAUUGUGAAAUGCACACACCAGUGUUUAGGAGAUUGCAGUAUGUACUUUUUUUGUUUAGAAGACCAAAGGGAUCAAUUUGACAUCCUGAGGUUCCACUGAUAUAAAUGUCUUUGUUUACCAGUAGGUUUGUGAAAUUGGCUCUUUGUAUGCUGGACGGUUCUCUCACAUUUAGAAAUGGUGGGAUUGGCAGUAGGGGGUACUCGUGCACCUUUUCCAUAGAUGUUGGCCACAGCCUGGACAAAAUGCAGUAACACGAUUUUGAUAGUAGCACUUUAUAAAUGGUGGUUCCAUGGAAUUCUUAAAGCCAUUUUUUAUAGUUGUGAUGCACAGUACAAAUUUAAACAAGUGCUCCUAUCAAAGCCUCUUCAGCAAAAGAUGGAAAUGCAGUAGGUUUUGCUGCUCACCGUUGAGUGAGCGCAAAGUAAGUAUUUACCAUUGGGCUCAUGAGUGAUUAGGAUGAUACUCAGUAGCUGUUUAGUCUGUUUCCCAGUGCAGUUUUUCACUCAUCUUGUGUGAGUCACAUGCAGGGAUGUGAACAGCAGAGGUGAUUUAUCAUCCAGUCUGCCUUACCCUUAAUCUGUUCACAGAUAUUUAUUUACUGACAAGGUGUUUUCAUAAAUGUCAUGGGAUAGGAAUGAAGUGUUCACUUCUCGUUUACUAAAUGAUUGUAAACUUGAGUUUUUCAUUGAAAUAAACUUACAUUGUUUUCAUGUUUC
Messenger RNA from Phascolarctos cinereus (koala), 2457 nucleotides. It is a transcript of the gene BTBD10, whose product is annotated as BTB domain containing 10. NCBI's taxonomy places the organism in Eukaryota, Metazoa, Chordata, Mammalia, Diprotodontia, Phascolarctidae. Gene Ontology annotation, cellular component: cytoplasm. Gene Ontology annotation, biological process: positive regulation of phosphorylation. Gene Ontology annotation, molecular function: protein binding. The record is from RefSeq and is a predicted model, not a curated record.